This is a messenger RNA of Aspergillus sclerotioniger CBS 115572, 1574 nucleotides long. RefSeq names its product putative choline transporter Hnm1. Lineage: Eukaryota; Fungi; Ascomycota; Eurotiomycetes; Eurotiales; Aspergillaceae. Gene Ontology annotation, biological process: transmembrane transport. Gene Ontology annotation, molecular function: transmembrane transporter activity. Bases 1 to 1530 code for a protein of 509 amino acids. Gene Ontology annotation, cellular component: membrane. The record is from RefSeq and is a predicted model, not a curated record. The transcript is spliced from 5 exons.
AUGAGCGACAUUGCUACCAAAGAGGCUGUCAUCCACGCCAAAGAUGGCUCCGUACUGGAUGCAGACGAGCAACGACUGGCCCAGAUGGAAGGCCACACGCAGGAGCUCACGCGACACUUUAGCAUCCUAUCCCUCAUCGGUCUGGCCUCCACGACGACCAUCUCCUGGACCGGGCUGGGGCUGAGCAUCGUCACCGAGAUCAACGCCGGUGGACCGAGUGCCAUCAUAUAUGGCUUCAUUCUUGUUACAUUGCUGCAGUCCUUUCUCGGAGCCUCCCUGGCAGAGUUUGUCUCCAGCUAUCCCACUGAGGGCGGCAUGUAUCACUGGAUUGCUGCCGUGGCGCCGAGGAAAUGGAGCGCGUUUUUGAGUUUCAUCACCGGAUGGUUGACCGUCUGUGGUUGGAUCUUCACCACUGCCUCAACGAAUCUGAUCUUCGCUGAAGUUGUCCAGGCGCUAUAUGCGCUCUACCACCCCAACCUGGUGAUCAAAACGUGGCAGACGUUUGUGAUCUACCAGAUCCUGAACCUCCUCACGGCGGCCGUGGUUCUUUUUGGGAACAAGAUCAUCCCGGCACUCAACAAGUUCUCCCUUUUCUAUCUUCAAAUCGGGUGGCUCGUCGUCCUUGUCACAGUGGUCGCAUGUGCCCCAACGUAUCAAAGCAGUGAUUUUGUCUUCAGAACUUGGAUCAACAACACUGGGUGGAGCAGCAACGGCAUCUGCUUUAUCACAGGCCUCGUCAACCCGCUCUACAGUCUCGGUGGCCUCGAUGGCGUCACCCAUAUCACCGAAGAGAUGCCGAACCCCUCCCGAAAUGCUCCCCUUGCAAUUGGCAUCACCAUAACGAUCGCCUUCAUGACCGGCCUCACCUACCUCAUCGCCCUCAUGUUCAGCGUGCAAGACUACGCCGCUCUAUCGACCACCAACACGGGCCUACCUCUGGCCGAACUCUUCCACCAAGUCACCCAGUCCGCAGGCGGUGCCUUUGGUCUGACCUUUAUUCUCUUUGUCGCGCUCGGUCCUUGCGUCGUGUCGUCGCAACUGUCCACAUCCCGCGUCCUCUGGGCGUUUGCGCGCGACGAUGCCAUGCCAUUCUCACGUACCUGGGCGCACGUCAGCAAGCGUUUCGGCAUCCCCUUCAACGCCCAGCUAUUGGUCGCAGCCGCCAAUGCCGCCCUAGGCUGUCUGUACCUGGGCAGUAGUACCGCAUUCAACAGUAUGCUCGGGGCGGCCGUGACCAUCAACAACGUCGCGUACCUGAUUCCCAUUUCCACAAACAUGCUGACCGGGAGAGCGAAUAUGCACCGGGGCGUGUUCUAUAUGGCCAAAUGGGGGUGGUUCGUGAAUGGCGUCACGCUCGCCUGGUUAAUAUUUGCCAUUGUCUUCUUUAGCUUCCCGUACAAUAUGCCCGUGACGGUGGAAAAUAUGAACUAUACGUGUGUUGUGGUGGGUGGGCUGAUCAUCCUCAUUCUGGCGUGGUGGUUCGUUGGCAGUGCGAAGUAUAGGGAGAAGAUUACGCGAGCGAUGGAAUAGUCUGGCGGAUUGGAUGUCGAUAUAGAUUGUCGCGUUCUGUACAG